Nematolebias whitei (Rio pearlfish) is the source of this 2916-nucleotide messenger RNA. RefSeq names its product GTP binding protein 1 (gene gtpbp1). Gene Ontology annotation, molecular function: GTP binding; GTPase activity; translation elongation factor activity. The record is from RefSeq and is a predicted model, not a curated record. Bases 171 to 2216 code for a protein of 681 amino acids. The transcript is spliced from 14 exons. Lineage: Eukaryota; Metazoa; Chordata; Actinopteri; Cyprinodontiformes; Rivulidae. Gene Ontology annotation, biological process: translational elongation.
UGUAUGGAUCUAUAUGAGAUUACACGCGCGCUAGCUGCUUUGUGUGUUUUGUAGCUCAUGCUAGUUACCAAACCUUAGCGCGUGCCGUUAGCUGUGUGUUGUACGCUUGCCAGCCGUGGUUAGAACAAUUUGCACAGCCUGAAAAUUUAGAACUACGAAGAGUUGGCGUAAUGGCAUCGAUAGCUGCGGCGCAUGAGCCAGGCAUAAGCCCGGGCUCCGUGGCGCUGGCUGACGCGCUGCUUCCCGCGAGCAUAUUUGCACCAGACCGAGGAGGAUGCGGGGAAGAGGCCGGGGACGAGUGCUUCGAGGAGGGGGACGUCAUCAACGGCGAGCCCGAGGUCCGCGGGAUUGACUGUUGUAACAAGCUGGCACUUGUUAGCCCAAACGGAGAGCAGUAUGACUCGUUACUCCGGCAGCUUCGGGACAGGAUGGAAGAGGGCUCUGGAGAGACCAUCUAUGUGGUUGGAAUGGGUUCUGAUGGUGGUGACUGGGGUCUGGAUGAGAAAGAUAUGGAGGCUUCAAUAGCCACAGUGCGCUCCAUGUGUGAGCAGCUGGACACUGACCUCAUUCCACUGAGAGAGCGUAGCGAGGCCGCCGGGUUGGUGCGUGACUUUCUGAUCCGGAGGCGAGUGGGUGAGCUCGACUUCCUGGAGGUCAGGGUUGCAGUGGUGGGGAAUGUGGAUGCUGGUAAGAGCACUCUGCUGGGAGUGUUGACACAUGGUGAGCUAGACAAUGGCAGAGGUUUUGCCCGGCAGAAACUUUUCAGACACAAACAUGAGAUGGAGAGCGGCAGGACCAGCAGUGUGGGCAACGACAUCCUGGGGUUUGAUCAGGAGGGACAGGUAGUGAACAAACCCGACAGCCACGGAGGCAGUCUGGACUGGACCAAAAUCUGUGAGAAGUCGUCCAAAGUCAUUACCUUCAUCGACUUGGCCGGCCACGAGAAAUACCUCAAGACCACCGUGUUUGGGAUGACGGGACAUCUUCCAGACUUCUGCAUGCUCAUGGUGGGCAGUAACGCAGGUAUCGUGGGGAUGACCAAGGAGCACCUGGGCUUGGCUCUAGCUCUGAAUGUGCCCGUUUUUGUAGUGGUGACCAAGAUAGACAUGUGUCCAGCCAACAUUUUACAAGAGACAUUGAAGUUGCUCCAAAGGUUACUGAAGUCUCCAGGCUGUAGAAAGAUUCCUGUCUUGGUACAGAACAAGGAUGAUGUCAUAGUAGCAGCUUCCAACUUCAGCUCAGAGAGAAUGUGUCCCAUUUUUCAGAUCUCUAAUGUGACAGGGGAGAACAUGGACCUGCUAAAAAUGUUUCUCAACCUGCUUUCCUCCCGGACAUCCUACAGGGACGAUCAGCCUGCCGAGUUUCAGAUAGACGAUACCUACUCUGUACCGGGAGUGGGAACUGUAGUGUCAGGAACUACUUUACGUGGACUCAUUCGUCUGAAUGACACCAUGCUGCUGGGGCCAGAUCCUCUCGGUAGCUUCAUCCCCAUUGCUGUUAAAUCAAUUCAUCGCAAAAGAAUGCCCGUUAAGGAGGUUCGCGGAGGCCAGACUGCCUCGUUCGCUCUCAAAAAGAUAAAGCGGUCCACCAUAAGGAAAGGCAUGGUGAUGGUGUCUCCAAAGUUAAACCCUCAGGCAACUUGGGAGUUUGAGGCUGAAAUCUUGGUACUGCAUCAUCCCACUACGAUAUCCCCCAGAUAUCAGGCCAUGGUCCACUGUGGCAGUAUAAGACAGACAGCCACCAUCUUGUCAAUGAACAGAGACUGCUUACGGACAGGGGACAAAGCUACAGUCCACUUCCGCUUCAUCAAAACCCCCGAGUACCUGCACUGUGACCAGAGACUGGUGUUCAGGGAGGGCCGCACCAAAGCUGUAGGGACCAUCACCAAGCUGCUGCACUCCACCAAUAAUUUGCCGUCCAACUCCAAACCCCCACAAAUCAAAAUGCAGUCCACAAAAAAGACGCCGCUGCGAAAAGAGGACAGCGCCAUGGCAACCAGUGACGACGCAGCAACGAUAGCACAGCCAGCAGGCCCCAACGCACCACAACUGGGAGAGGGAGAUGAUGACCCUCAAUUAAAGGAGGGCAACAAAGAAAACAAGCCAAAGUCUGGAGGUGGUGGAAGAAGAAGAGGGGGCCAGAGGCACAAAGCAAAAGGUCAAAACGGCACCACCACCACAAUAGCACCUUCCACAACAGGAACAGGAAACAGUUGAAUUAACCACCAUCGUCAUCAUGCAAACCUCGCUCGCUUUCAUUCCACAAACAAUAAAAAAAAACAUGGAAGAUGGAGGAGUUUGGAGCAAGAAAGUCCCAUUUGUUAUUCCUUGCCUUUUUACACAAGUGUAUUUUAUUUUCUUUUUAAAGGGAAACACUUCAAACAAAAAGCAGAGUUUAUGCAUUUUAAAGUCAGCUGCCUGUGGAAUGGUUGUAAUAGUUUGAGUGUGGUGUGGUUUUAAAAGCCUCACUCAGCGUCAAGUUAUUUCACUGAAAGAUCGAUGCGAGCAGCUAAAAUCUAAAUUUCUCUAAGCAUUCCCGGUGACCUUUAAACAAUAUUUAUAUUGUAAAGUAGAUGUGUUAAUUGGAAGGAUGACAUGAUCCAAAAUGUAUGCAAAUCAGAAACGAAUGUAGCAAAAGGACUCCAGAUGGAAAUUUUAAGCUAUGGCAUUAUUUUUCCCAGUUAUUUAACACAUUUACUCUUGGAUGGUUGAAAUCGUUCUCACUGUGCUCUUAGACUCAGUAGUAUCCAUCAUGCCUCGUCAGUCCGUGUACAAACCUUGCACCAGUAGCGUUCAUACAAAUAACAGCACACAACUCGUCACUGAAGCAGUUAAUAUAUUGCAGUUCUUGUAAUUCUAGUACUCCAUUUGUUAUGGCCUGUUGGUGUUUCUAUGUAGUGUUUUAAAACAUUUUGCU